GUUCACGGUAACCCCGCCCAUUUCUGCCCGCUUUUGCAGAGGGUUGCUAAGCAACCAGGAGUUUCCGGUGUGGUGUGCGCGAGGAGUGAGGGCCAGCCUUCACCAUGAACAAAGAUGCUCAGAUAAGAGCGGCUAUUAACCAGAAGCUGAUUGAAACAGGGGAGAGAGAGCGCCUUAAAGACCUGUUGAGGGCAAAACUAAUAGAAUGUGGAUGGAGAGACCAGCUGAAGGCGCACUGCAAAGAUGUAAUUAAUGAUAAAGGACUAGAACAUGUCACAGUUGAUGAUCUGGUCACAGAGAUUACUCCCAAAGGCAGAGCCUUGGUGCCUGACAGUGUGAAGAAGGAGCUUCUACAGAGGAUAAGGGCUUUCCUAGCCCAGAAUGCCAGUCUCUAGCCAGCCUUUGUGUUUUACAUGUGAAAAAUGUCUUUUGCACAGUUUUUUUCCCAUUACCAUUUUUUUACAUAAUUUGUAGCAUGUUUUGACAAAAUAAAAUCGCACCAAAUUCAUAAA
Rana temporaria (common frog) is the source of this 512-nucleotide messenger RNA. It is a transcript of the gene ENY2, whose product is annotated as ENY2 transcription and export complex 2 subunit. Lineage: Eukaryota; Metazoa; Chordata; Amphibia; Anura; Ranidae. The record is from RefSeq and is a predicted model, not a curated record. Gene Ontology annotation, cellular component: nuclear pore; SAGA complex; DUBm complex. Bases 105 to 395 code for a protein of 96 amino acids. Gene Ontology annotation, molecular function: chromatin binding; transcription coactivator activity. The transcript is spliced from 5 exons. Gene Ontology annotation, biological process: regulation of transcription by RNA polymerase II; positive regulation of DNA-templated transcription; poly(A)+ mRNA export from nucleus.